Messenger RNA from Phlebotomus papatasi, 1679 nucleotides. RefSeq names its product angiopoietin-related protein 6. Lineage: Eukaryota; Metazoa; Arthropoda; Insecta; Diptera; Psychodidae. The coding region runs from base 156 to 1526 and encodes 456 amino acids. The transcript has 5 exons. The record is from RefSeq and is a predicted model, not a curated record.
AGAACAUUUCUCUCAGUCGAUUGGAGUGGCUUUUCGCGAUCAGUUCAAUCAUCUUUUUGUUGUGCGGGAAGAAGUGAUCUUGCAUCGCGAUCGUGGAUCUCUAUCAGACGAUCGCGGAUCUAGAAACUGCGGGAUUCCAACGGUGAUUAUGCAAAAUGAAAAUUGUGACGGUGAAUAAUUGGUGUGUCCUUGGAUUACUCCUCAUAACUUCCGGAAGUCCGGCAUUGAGCCAGAGAAGUUCAUCACGAUCAAAUUCCCGUGAUCGUGUCCUUAGUGAUUCACCCAGUUCCAGCUCAGGAUCUUCAACUCAUGAAUCCGUUAGUUCUGGAGACUCCAUUCUGGCGAGACUGUAUGAUCGUCUAGCUACAAUUGUGACUCUCGAUGAGCAACUUCUUAAGCGUCUGGAAGCACUCGAGUACAAAAUAACACGCAUAGAAGUGUCCAAUCAAGAGCGAUAUGACGCCAUCAGAGCUGAAGUCCGGGAAUUAUCACGACGAUAUCAGAAUGUCGAUUGGAUUCUCACCAAAACGGAAGGAUCUAUUGAGGAGCUGAAGAAUGAAUGGGAUGCUGUUAAGGGUCAAUGGUACCAUGUAACUGGUAAAAAUGGCCUUGUGACAUCCGGUGAAUUCUCGGAUAGACUCAAUGCUCUGGCCACUCUCCUCACGUCCACACGAUUGGCUGUACUUCGAAUAGAGAAGGAGCUAAUCUCCUCGGGACAGAAUAUUACUCAGCUUCAAUCCAGUCUCAGGGAAGUCUCCUUGAGUCAGAGGAAUAUUCCAACAAAGAGUUUCCUCAAUAAUGCUCUACUUGGCAUUAAGAAUCAACCCGUGUAUGCAAUGAUGCAUCCAAAUGCAGCCCGUGGCAAUGGAGAGGGUUCUUGUGAGAUUUCUGUCCUACCUUCGAGUUGCAAGGAAGCACAAAAGAGAUCGGGAAUAAUCAAAGUGGAACCAAGUGGACACAUUCGAAGUCCUUUUUAUGUCAAUUGCCUCGAGGGAUGGACUGUGAUUCAGCACAGGGAUGACGGAGGAGUUAAUUUCUAUCGAACAUGGUCGGAAUAUAAGCACGGUUUUGGCAAUAUCGACGGUGAAUUUUGGAUUGGACUUGAUAAAUUGCACGAAAUAACAUCUUCUCGGAUCCACGAAUUGCUUAUUCAUUUGGAAGACUUUGAAGGUGAGACAAAGAUUGCCAAGUACGAUUCCUUCGCGAUUGGCGGUGAGAAGGAGAACUAUGCCCUGAUUCUCCUGGGAAAGUAUUCUGGUGAUGCUGGAGACUCCCUUUCCUACCAUGCUGGUCAGAAGUUCUCGGCCCUGGAUCUGGACAAUGAUUCAUGGGUGGAGGGAAACUGUGCUCAAGCCCACACCGGAGGAUGGUGGUACAAUGCUUGUGAUACGAGUAACCUCAAUGGUCGGUAUUUGGGUGGUGAGGUACCAGAUGAACUGCGCUACCAGGGCAUCUACUGGAAUGAGUUCAAGGGAGCCAAUUAUUCCCUCAAGAAGGUCCGAAUGAUGAUCCGACCAGUUGAUUAACCUUCGCUGAGGUUCCAGUGCCCAUGUGUUCCUGUCACCUUCUCCCGCAGCAAAAGUCUCCCUUCCUUGGCCACAAACUCUUAUGUAUAAAAGUUGCUUUUGUAUCAAGUGAAAAUAAAUCACCUUUACCUUGUUGAGAGUCUUUUUCCCCAA